Molecule: messenger RNA, 3137 nt
Organism: Astyanax mexicanus (Mexican tetra)
Lineage: Eukaryota; Metazoa; Chordata; Actinopteri; Characiformes; Acestrorhamphidae
Gene: akap1a
Product: A kinase (PRKA) anchor protein 1a
Exons: 11
Coding region: 134-2155 (673 amino acids)
Molecular function (GO): RNA binding
Source: RefSeq, a predicted model, not a curated record
CUUCUUCAUCUCUAAUCAUCUGCAGUAAUGGCUCGCAGGUGGGGCUCCAGAGCGUGAGGGAACGUCUGAGGGCUUUACCAGCACUGCUAAUACUUAUCUACCGAAAAAAGUGUAGGUGGCUAGUGACGAGACCAUGCUGUCGCCACAUCUCAGGCCCCUUGUGCCUCUGUCGGCGCUGGCUCUGCUCGGCUGUUGCUGGUACGCCUUUAGAAAGAGGAGGAGGAGGAACCUUGGAGAGCAGAUUAAAGAAGAGGAAGCUUCCACGAGUGCCAGUUUACAGAGCCUGAAGGACAGCCCGGGGGAGCAGGAGGGUAGAACACCUCAGGAUUCUCACAGUGACCACAAUUUGAACCUGAAAGAUAGCUCUCCAGAUAGCUCUCAGGCUAACAGCAGUAUCAUGGAUGAGUUGCCUAUUCUUCAUGAAACCUUACUAACCAACACCACCACGUCUACAUCAACUCCACGGCUUUUGAAAGGAGAUCGCCCAGAGCCAGAAGGGGAGAUUUCAGAGGCUCAAGCAUCUGCACUUCUUUCCAUGAAGCUGGAAAUGGAGAAUGAGAAAGACAGCAACACUUCUAAAGGCCAUCAGGACUUCAAGGCUGGUGAGACAAACACCUCCUGGCCUGAAUCUGAUGCUAACUCCUCUGUACAACAGCCUCCAAGCAUCGUCUCCUCCAAAGGUCAUUUAGUCACUAUGCUGUCUGAGACCAAGAGUAAUAAGAAAGUUGAGCAGGUCAGUGCUAGCUUGGUCAAUGAGGCCAUCCAUGCUGCCACCGAAGAGAUCCUGACAACUUCUGAUGUCAUUUUACAAAAGAAAGACCAACUUCAGACUGAAGACCAAGACAAGAAAGACAUCAGUAAAAACAAAGCUUUAUUGAUGCAGGAGUGCAAGACUGGAUCUAGUCCUGUACCCAAUAUAGUGCAGAAAGAUUGUGCCACUCACACUAAGACAGUAGAGGAACGUAUCUAUUCAGUGGGUGAUCUGAAUGACCAAUCCCAAGUAGGAGAGGAUUCUGGAUGCAGCACAUGCCAUUCAGAAGAUUGGAUAAGUGCAGAGGAAGCAAGUUGCAGAGGAGAGCUUUGGUCAAGCCCUUCCGAACAGGGCUUUGGCCCUCCUGUUUCAGUAGGUUCUGAAAGUAAAACUCCAGAAAUGUUGCUCAACUUGGGCAGAAGAAAUGGAAACUGCCAAGAAGACAAGGCAGAUGUCUCCAAAGGUACUAAUGAGGUAACAUGCAUGAAGAGCGAGAGCAGCAGCCUAACCACUACACCUCCAAGCUCAGCCCUCACUCUCUGGGAUAUAGAAGUGCCAGCGCAUCUUGUUGGGCGAUUAAUUGGAAAACAAGGGAGGCAUGUUGGCUUCUUGAAGCAAAACUCUGGCGCCAAGAUCUAUGUGUCUGCUCUGCCUUACACUCAUGAGUUUCAGAUCUGUCAUAUUGAGGGAUCAAAGGUGCAGGUGGAGAACGCACUGACACUAAUCAGGAAGAAGUUUAAAGAUUUGGAUUUGAGUAACCGGCGUGGUCACGUGACUGCUUCCCUCCCUUCUCUUCCAGUGACUUCCUGGCUGCUGCUCCCUCAGGACAGUCCAGUGGAGGUCAUCGUGCCGAGGGUGGAGUCAGCCAACUACCUCUUUGUACAGCAGCACACACACCCUACCUACUAUGCCCUGCACAGCCUCAAUGAACAGAUGCUCUUCUGCUACUCUCGCCCGGGAUGCCCCAGCCUGCCCACUCCAGUCGAAGCGGGGGUGGUGUGUGCAGCCCCCUCUGCAGAUGGCGGCUGGUGGAGGGCUCAGGUUAUCCAGCACUUCAAAGACUCUGAUAACGUCCAGAUCAGAUAUGUGGACUACGGUGGCUAUGUCAUGUUUAACCUCAGUGCCCUCAGACAGAUACGGUCAGAUUUUGUGGCGCUGCCUUUCCAAGGUUCUGAAGUUAUGUUGGAAAAUCUUGCACCGUUACCAGGCAAAAAGGAGUUUUCACUCGAGGCCAAAGAAGCUCUUGAAGAAUUAACACAGGGGCUUCCUUUGAUCAUAAAGGUCACAGGCACUCAGAGCGGACUGCCCUUGGUGCAUAUGUGGCGGCAGGCAGGAGAACAGAUGGUUUCGGUGAAUGGACUGCUGGUUGAGCGUGGACUUUGCUCGUGGUUAGACAGCCACUAAUGGGCAAUGAAGCUCUCGCCUCAUCUACCCUUCACCUGUUCGUUACUGGUGACUGGGGUUCACCCUGAUCUCCUCACACAUUAUGCACGUAUGCACACAGAGGUGCUCUUUGUAAUCUGUAAAAAUGCAUGCCGUUCACAAGUUGCCAUGGACAUGUCCUUACACAGACUGCAGAUGUUGCGUUUAACAUGUUUAAAUGUUCAGAGUUUGUAUAAAAAUUUCCCUUUUUGCUGAAAUAAGAGGAAACUCAAAUGAUCAAAUGGCAUUCACUCAUUGUGAAGAAUCUAGAAUGUGAUUGUGUUAAACUUGAGGGAAAAAAUAUAUAUAUUUGUAAUUGAACACACUUGAAUGACUGCACGAUUAUGUUUUCUUUUUCUGAGAUUAGAACUGGAAUUAUGUAUUUUGUCCUAUUCCAUUUUAUUUAUGUAUUUUGUCAUUUUUUUCUUGCUUUCUUUUGCUGCACAAUUUUUCCCAUUUAAGAAUUAGACUGGGAAACUUAAACCAGGCUUGAACAAGCCUGUUGGCUUCAUGCUUUAUAAGCUACUCACUUAGCUUACUUAAUCUACAACUAUGUUUUACAGCACAGCUUUCGGUGUCGGGAAUCACUGAUUUUGCACUGUUAAAUUAAAGAUGCAUAAAUGUAAAAGAUCCUCAGUGUGCUGUUGGUUUGAAUUAGUGUUCGUGCAGUCGGGUACACUAGUCUGUGGUACUGCAGUCUGUGUAGUUUUGUAUGGAAAGGCUAUGUUCAUUUUUGUUAAUGUUUUUUUUUAUUAUUCUGUGUUAGGAAUAUAAUUUUUUUUCUUUUGUUCUGUCAUGUUGUAUUAAUAAUGUAAUGUUCUGGACCUAAAUUUAUUCACAUGCCAAAUUACUUCUCUAAUUCUUACUUGCACAUCAAAUUGACCUGAUGAUUGCUUCAGUCUCUGUACAGUCCUCUGUAGCCCACACCGGAAAUACUGGUCCAGGGUCUGAACCAAGGGCUGUA